CAGCGCGAGCAGCAGAAGCUCUGUUCAGUCACUGGUGGGGAGUCGCAUGUAUCAUCUCUGGAUUUUCUCUUCAAUUGCGCUUCUCAUGUCUCUCCCUCUGUUUCUCUUUUAAUCCGUGUCGCAGUUAAAGAAAGGCAGAGAGGGGAAAGGGCGUGAAGAGAAUAGCGAACCGGUCCCGAAUCAUUCCAGAUGGCUGCCUCUGAAUCAGUGGAUGAGAUUGGGUUUUCGGGUUCAGAGCUGUGAGGAGCUGGUGUUCCGGCGAGAGGCUUUUCUGUCACAGCAGUGCCUCUGGCUUGGUUUUAAGGUUCGUUGGAAGUCAGGAGAAAUCUCUGGACAUGGAGGGUUGCUAGUUUGAAGAAGGAUACAGAGAGUUUGUCUGUUGUUCGCAGCUGCUAACUUUCCAAUCGCAAAUUCCUCAAGUGGCCUGCCUUUGAAGCAAAAUUGCCAGUUUUGUGAGAUGGUCACAUGACUGGAGUAUGAUUACCAACAAAGCCAGUUUGCAGCUUUAGCCCAGCUGAGAGAACAAUCAGAGACUCCCACCCACACACGCUCCCACACAUGUGCGGCUUUUGCCAUGAAUUUGGCCACCAAGCUGCGGAGGAAUCUGAGGAGGCUUGUCAUCCUCCUCGCCACCUUCUGUAUGGUCAGUGUUUUGGUCUCCGCCUAUUACCUUUACACCGGCUCCACCCAAGAACUGGACCUCGCAGACCGCGCCAUAGACUCAGACUGUGCCAGUCUCCGGGCGCUCCCUUUCCGUCAGUCAGAGCCUCGGACGCCUAAACCAAUAGAUCCAUCUCGAAAGGACCCAGUGGUGCUGGUAUUUGUGGAGAGUCAGUAUUCUCAACUUGGACAGGACAUUAUUGCCAUACUAGAAUCCAACCAAUUCCGUUACCAUGCCGAAAUCGCUCCGGGCAAGGGUGACAUUCCACCGCUGACACAUAAAGGCCGUGGGCGCUAUGCACUGGUCAUCUACGAAAACCUUCUCAAGUAUGUCGGGAUGGACGCGUGGAACCGGGACUUGCUGGAUAAAUAUUGUGCCGAAUACAGCGUCGGCGUCAUCGCAUUUCACCGCGCAAGUGAAAACUCCCAGCCUGCUUUACCUCUGAAGGGUUUCCCCAUGACGUUACGAACAAAUGUUGCACUUCAAGACUGCUGCGUGAACCCACGCUCACCUGUGCUCUACGUGACGCGAGCGGAAGUCGACCGAGGGUCACUACCGGGAGAGGAUUGGACUGUGUUUCAGUUCAACCACUCUACGUAUGAACCAGUGCUUUUGGCCAAAACACGUCCCCGUGAGAACGGGGCAGCACAGGUGCUACCCCACGGGCUCUAUGCUACUGUUAUACAAGACUUGGGUCUGUAUGAUGGGUUGCAGCGUGUGCUGUUUGGUCAUGGGCUGAGCUACUGGUUGCACAGACUUAUAUUGGUGGAUGCCAUUGCCUAUCUCACAGGCAGGAAGCUGUCACGAUCUCUGGAGCGCUAUAUCCUGGUUGACGUCGACGAUAUUUUCGUGGGGAAGAAAGGGACAAGAAUGAAUGUAAAUGACGUGAAGGCUCUUCUGGAAACACAGAAUUCUUUAAGGUCGUACAUCUCAAACUUCACCUUCAAUUUGGGAUUUUCCGGGAAAUUCUUCCAUACAGGUACACAGGAGGAAGACGAUGGAGAUGACCUGUUGUUGAAAUAUGUUGAUGAGUUCUGGUGGUUUCCUCACAUGUGGAGUCAUAUGCAGCCUCAUCUCUUCCACAAUGAGUCCUCUCUGAUGGAACAAAUGAUUCUAAACAAAGACUUCGCUCUGGAGCAUGGUAUUCCAGUAGAUCUGGGAUAUGCAGUGGCCCCUCAUCAUUCCGGCGUGUAUCCAGUCCAUAUUCAGCUGUACGAGGCUUGGAAGAAAGCUUGGGGCAUACGAGUGACCAGUACGGAGGAAUACCCACACUUAAAACCUGCACGUCAUCGCAAAGGAUUCAUCCACAACAACAUCAUGGUGCUGCCCCGUCAGACAUGUGGCUUAUUCACCCACACCAUCUUCUAUAAGGAGUAUCCAGGUGGCCCUAAGGAGCUUGACAGAAGUAUACAGGGAGGAGAACUGUUUCUCACCGUCCUCCUUAACCCUAUCAGUAUAUUCAUGACUCAUCUCUCCAACUACGGGAACGACCGCUUGGGAUUAUAUACGUUCACAAACCUGGCUAACUUCCUCAAGUGUUGGACAAACCUGAGGUUGCACACGCUUCCCCCCCUGCAGCUGGCGCACAAGUACUUCACACUGUUUCCUGAACAGAGAGACCCGCUCUGGCAGAACCCAUGUGACGACAAGCGGCACAAGGACAUCUGGUCCAAAGAAAAGACUUGCGACAGGCUGCCAAAGUUCAUGGUGGUCGGGCCUCAGAAAACAGGCACGACAGCACUCUACCUCUUCCUUAUCAUGCAUCCUUUCAUCUCCAGCAACUUCCCCAGUGCGAAAACAUUUGAGGAAGUUCAGUUUUUCAACACCAACAAUUACCACAAAGGCAUCGACUGGUAUAUGGACUUUUUUCCCGUACCAUCUAAUGUCAGUACUGACUUCCUGUUUGAGAAAAGUGCAAACUACUUUCCCUCUGAGGACACACCCAAAAGAGCCGCCGCCCUGCUGCCCAAAGCCAAGAUCCUCACUCUGCUGAUCAACCCUUCAGACAGGGCCUACAGCUGGUACCAGCAUCAAAGUGCUCACCAAGACUCAGCAGCAUUGCAGUUCAGCUUCUAUGAAGUCAUUUCUGCUGACCAGCUCGCUUCACCAGAGCUGCGCUCUCUCCAGAACCGUUGUCUCAUACCCGGACUCUACGCCACACAUCUGGAGAGAUGGCUCACCUUCUACCCUCCAAACCAGCUGAUGAUUAUAGACGGACAGCAGUUGCGAAAUGAUCCAGCCAAAGUGAUGGAUGAGGUUCAGAGAUUUCUGGGUGUCACUCCUUAUUACAACUACUCCCAGGCACUCAUGUUCGAUCCUCAGAAGGGCUUCUGGUGUCAGCUGCUGGAAGGGGGUCGGACUAAGUGUUUGGGGAAGAGUAAGGGGCGAAAAUACCCCCCCAUGGACUCUGAGUCCCGAGCUUUCCUCUCCAGGUUCUACAGGGAUCAGAACAUUGAAUUAUCUAAGCUGCUACACAGAUUGGGUCAGCCUCUACCAGCCUGGCUCAGAGAGGAACUACAGAAGGUCAGGUAGCCCUAACCAAACCACCGCUGCUCCGGUUCAUAACUCAAAGGAAACUGAACACUUGAACAGCACUGAAUGCCACCUACCUGCAAGUUUGCGGUGCAAAGAUAAAAAGAUUCAACUCACCCGUCAUUGGAACAAAACGGUUGGAUGUGUCCAUGGCAACAUGGAAUAUUUGCUGCAGACUGUCACAAUUUGAAUAGACACAACAGACAGUGAGAUGCGCUGAUGUACAUGUGACCCUUGAACUUCACACGCAGCCAAAGACGGACUGCGUGACGAGAAUACUUCAGUUUACUUCAGACUUCCAGUUGUCUUAUAUUUGCUGUCAUUUCCCCCAUCAGACACUGAAUAUAUGUACUGCAUUUAGAUUUUAUACUUCAAGAGAUUUAGAACCAAGUUAGUCAAUAUCUGGCACAACCGCUGUUCAUGACCUCACAUGAUCAAUCAGCCAAUCACAGAAAAGAUGCAAAAUUGUAAGAAUCAAGAGCACAGACAAGCUGCAGUCAGCUUACAGCAUCGGCUUUAAAUUGGUCAGUGGAGUGAUGUCAUCAUGAUGUCAUGUCUCAGUCCACGUCUCGGUUAAUAUUUUGGCCUGAAGAGUGAAAAUCAUUCGAGUUUCAGUUUGUGUGUGUGUGUGUGUGUGUGAACGUAUGUGUGUGUGUCUCGGCAUAUGUCUGUAGCCAGGUAGCCUUAGCUCCACCCACUUGACUGCAACUGGUUGGCUGAUGAAUUUGAAGUGUGACUUUUAUUUUUGAAAACAAUUUGCCUCAAUAUGGUGAGAAAGUGCUUUGAGAAAUAUGUAAAUAACUAUAUAUAUUCAAUAAACACUGGACAGU
This is a messenger RNA of Triplophysa rosa, 4023 nucleotides long. RefSeq names its product N-deacetylase/N-sulfotransferase (heparan glucosaminyl) 3 (gene ndst3). Gene Ontology annotation, molecular function: heparan sulfate N-sulfotransferase activity; deacetylase activity. The coding region runs from base 575 to 3193 and encodes 872 amino acids. The record is from RefSeq and is a predicted model, not a curated record. The transcript has 14 exons. Gene Ontology annotation, cellular component: Golgi apparatus. Lineage: Eukaryota; Metazoa; Chordata; Actinopteri; Cypriniformes; Nemacheilidae.